Peronospora matthiolae is the source of this 825-nucleotide messenger RNA. The record is from the annotation of a GenBank genome assembly. Lineage: Eukaryota; Oomycota; Peronosporomycetes; Peronosporales; Peronosporaceae.
AUGGACGAAAUGCCGUUAAGUGACAAGUCCGACGUGGACGUGCUGACGUCUGUCCUCUCGGCUAUGACUGUGCGCCACCAGGAUCAUAGCACGAACAACCUCGUGACGAUCCAGCGUCCUGCUACUACUCUCAAGGAGAUUCUCGAGAAGAUUCGCGCCAACCAGGACGAGAUUUGUGAACUCGAUCUCGAGGACAUGGCAGCCAAAAAACGCCUACUACGCUCGUCUGGCGGAGACCUGGUGGCUCGCGUCUUUCAGCUGAACUACACAGUGAAGCGUCUAUUGCUUCCAGGCCAUGAGAUUGGAGACGCUGGGGCCAUGUCGAUGGGCAACAUGCUUCGAGCAAACGCCACUUUGCAACAUCUGGACCUAAAAGAGAACCAGAUCACGGUAAAAGGGGCGCAUGCUCUAAGUGACUCUCUCUACGGUCACGAAGCACUUGAACACUUGGGUCUCUCAAGUAACCAAGUGGGAAAUGAAGGGGCAAAGGCCGUGGCCAAAGUGCUACCGUGUAAUAGUUCGUUAAAAUCGAUAGAUCUUGCGAAUAACGGUAUCGGCGAGGAAGGGGGUAGCGCCUUGCUGGACGCGGUGGUGCAAAACAGAUCGCUGGUCAGGAUGCGUUUGGUGAAUAAUGAUAUUCCGCAGGACAUUUUGGACAAGAUCCGAGCGGCUUUAGUCGUUAACAAACUUAUGCAGAAGAAGGCAGCGAGAGACGAGACAAAAGAUCGACAGACGGAUCAAAAAGAAGGUGAAAGCGUGGAAAGCCAGAGAGACCAAGAGAUUGGAAGCUCUAGCGACAGUGAGGAGGAGUCGCUGUGGAUUUAA